Molecule: messenger RNA, 3654 nt
Organism: Hydra vulgaris (swiftwater hydra)
Lineage: Eukaryota; Metazoa; Cnidaria; Hydrozoa; Anthoathecata; Hydridae
Product: ankyrin repeat domain-containing protein 31
Molecular function (GO): protein binding
Source: RefSeq, a predicted model, not a curated record
AGAAAAAAAAAAAGAAAAAAUGCAAAAUAAACCACAUUACAUCAAGAAAGAGAGUGUUGUUGCUGCUGCAGUUGCUAAGCAACUGUAUGGAAAUUAUACCUAGAUAUUCAUCGUAGGGAAGAAUCAUUUGAUUUAACUGAUCCUUACAUUGUUGGCAACUUAGAUACAAACUCUGGAAUUAAGGUUCUUCGUAAUAAUUUCUUUGAAAAUGUCAACCAGAGUAAUUCUAAAGAAAAAUCUAUAAAACAAGAAAUUGUUUUAAUGGAAAAUUUUCCUAAAUUAAAUGAACGCGAGCAAAAGUUAAGAUUGCACAUAGAGCAACAAAUGGCACAAUGUACAAAUAUGCAUGUGGUUUCACCAUAUAUUUCUGCUGGGCUUCCACAAAAAAAAUCUUUACAGAAACUUGAGAUAAGGAAACUGCACAGGAGGAGAGCAAUGUCAGCUAGAAGAGUUGCUAGACGGCAUGCUGUUGUUCGCAAUACUCCCCCACAGAGAAUAACCAGUGCUGAGCGUGAGCGAAUUGUUAAUCUAACAACACGGUUGCUUGUUGCAACAGAGAGCAUAGCUCUUCCUCAAAAUCGAAACCAAUCUCAAGAAAGUCAAACCAGUAAAGUAAGUAAAGAGUUUAUUCAUGUUCUUCCAGCAGUGAAAAAAAUUCAAGAAAUGCGUCCUAAAACAGCUUAUUCUGAUUCUGAAAGACAUUAUUUUUCAUCAGAACAGAGUUCAAAUCGCACACGUUCAGCAGAAAAUUGUUCUAAUUACAGUGAUAGAGUAAGUGCAAGGAAUAAUUUGUUUGGUAUAAAGAGAUUUAAUGACAGUUUUGCUGUGUCAAAAAACGAAUCUCUAAAGUUUGGAAGGCCAAAAAGUUCCUAUUCUCGUCCUACCAAAUACUGUCAACCUUUGAAGUACUCAGAUGAAGAUUUUUCCGAUCAAAUAACCAGUUCUACAAAUUCAUUGACAGAUUGGUCACUCUUGUCACAGGGAAGAUCAAAAAGCGAUAUUGCCACUCAAACUAUAAAAAAUAGAGGAACACAAACUUCAAAGUUUGCUGAAGUCCAUAUUGAAAAUUCUCAUCUAGAAAGCAAAUCAUCACGGUUUUUUCAUCCUGCUCAUAGUUUUCGUAAAGAAAACUUUAGUAUGAACGCUCAAACUGCAUUAACACAAGAUAAGCAUAAAGAAAAAAAUGCUCCUAAAGUCUUGACCUAUGAUGUUUACAUUGUAACUGGAGACAAGCUUGGUGCUGGAACAACGGCUAAUGUCAAAAUAAAUAUAUCAGGGGAGUUUGGGGAUACUGGUGACAGGUUACUUAUUAAAUCAAAGACUGGAAUAACUCCUUUUCAAAGAAAACAAGUUGACUUGUUUCAUUUGGAUAGUAAAUUCCUUGGUGAUCUUGAAAGCAUACGGAUAGGUCAUGACAGUACUUCAUUAGCUGAUGGAUGGUUUCUUGAGAAGGUUAUAAUACAAGCUGAGUCAAAAGCAGCCUUUGCAUUUAGUUUUCAAUGUGGCAGAUGGUUUUCAGCAAAAGAAGAUGAUGGACAGAUUGUAAGAGAUAUAGUAUUAACAAGUAAAAUUCCUUUAUCAGAAAUUCCUGAAGUAAGUUGCCAAACAAAAAGAAAAUCUUUUAGUAGAAAGGUAUCAUCAAGUGAUGAAAGCAAUGAAACAGUACAAAAAUCUUUUAAUACAAAUAAUUCACAUGGCAGUCAAAAACAAAUUCUAAAAUCACCAGUGAAUUCUAUUUUAAAUAAACCGCAGAUGGCAGUACCAAAAAAAGAGACUUCAAAUAAAAGUGUAGCUUUGAGUCAAAUUUCUAGAAAUAGUGCAGAUCAUUCAAAAUCAUCAUCUUCUGAUAGCGAUUCUGUAUUAGAAAAUCAGAAACUUGAGAAACUAAAGCGACGAGUUAAGCGUUUUAGUAGAAAUAGUAGAGAAGAAAAGUUAGUCACUGCAUCUCCUGUAUCCAAUUUUUCUGGGUCUAUAAAUUCUUUAAAUUCUGCCAAAAAAAUUAGUUCUAAUUUGCUUGCAACAUCUUUAAAAAACUCAAGCGCAAAACCAGCUCAAAUAACAGAUACCUCAAAAGUACGAAAAAAUACUCCUAUUGCAACGUUAUCUCUUCAAAAUCCACCUUUGUUAAAUACAGCAAAAUUAGUUAAUACCCCAAAAGACAUUGAUACAAACAACAAUAUAUUAAACAGUAUUACAAAUGAAAAUCAUGAUGUAAAUUACAAUGACCUAUCUACUAAUGCAACAAAGAAAACAUCAAUCAAUGAAGAUCUUUCAAGCAAUAGUACUUCAAGUAUAACCACCAGUUCAUCAGACAGUGAGAGUGAUAAAGAUCAACCCAUUCUGCUUCCAAGAAAAAAGAGUCACGAAAGUGAUGAAAAAGUUGAAUUUUCUCAUAAAGACACUUUAAAACUGCAACUUGAGCAAAAAGAUGAUGGAUAUAUGGCUGGGUUUACUGCUGGGCUUAAAGCAAAUAAAAUUAAAGAAGAAGAAGCUGAAAAAUUAAUGAUUGAAAAAGAGCAGUUUGAGAAGCAGUUACAAAGGGGUUCAACUGUACAUCAGGCAUGUGAAGUUGGUGAUAUAGAUCGUGUUAAAGAACUUAUAUCUAUCUUGCCUGAACUAAAAACAAAAGUUGACGAAAGAGGUUGGGCUCCAAUUCAUAUUAGUUCCGCAUUCGGACAUUUAGAUCUCGUUAAAUGGUUUUCUGUGAGUGGUGUAGAUUUGAUGCAGGAAACACCAACAGGUUAUACAUCAAUACAUCUUGCAGCUUUAAAUGGUCAUGUAAAUUGUAUAAUGAUUUUAUCAGCGAUGGGAUGUCCAAUUAGUUGUCAAACUGUGGAUGGUCAUACUCCAUUGCAUCUUGCAUCAAUGAGUGGACAUAUUGAAUGUGUGAAAUGGUUGCUAUCUAAUCGUGCCAAGAUUGAUGUUAAAGAUUCUGAUGACCGAACUCCAUAUGACUUAGCAGUUGAGUACCAACAUGAUGAGUGCAUACAACUUUUAAGCAUAAUGAAUAAGGAACUGAAAAGAAAAGAUAGCGUGCUUUCAAUGUUGAGAGAUCCAACUUCAUUAAGAAAAAUGAGCAUUAAUUGCUACGAAAGUGCAGGAUCAAUUCAACAUACAAAGGGUGCAGAUAGUGGAGUUGGUGGCGAAAGCAAUGAAGAAUGGUUAAGUGAUUCUGAGGAUACAAAUGAUGUUAAAGGAAGAGGAGGAGAUGAUCGCUCAGAACAAGUUAGGAAAACAUCAAAUACUGUAGGAAGAAAGUUAUCAGUUGGUCAAAAAGGACCUGUAGCACGUAAAACUGGUUUAGUCAAUACUAGAAAACUUUCAAAGCAAGAAGAAAGACAAAUGGAACAAUUGCAGGAAAAGAAAAAGAUAUAUGAAGAGCAAAAAACCAAGAUACUUAGAAAGAAUUCUUCGUUUUUAGAUAGUAUACGUCAAGAAAUAGAUGGUAAAGAAGAUGACCAAUACGAUUUCUGAAUCACCUAUGUUUUUAAUAAUCACAUGACAAAAAUGUUUAUCCUAUAUAAAAAACUUUAUACAAUAAAAAAAUUUAUUAUAAAUUUAAUUACAAAAACAUAAAAACAAAAAAAAAGGGGAUAAAGGCACUAAAUUUAUAAAUAUUUCCUUAUUUAAACAGCGUUUCAGGAAUUUUACUUU